Funneliformis geosporum is the source of this 209-nucleotide messenger RNA. Lineage: Eukaryota; Fungi; Glomeromycota; Glomeromycetes; Glomerales; Glomeraceae. The record is from the annotation of a GenBank genome assembly.
AACUUGAUGGAUCAGAAGAUAAUCUACUUUUUGGUUAUGAAAAUCUAUUGGGUUCAGUAAAUGAUGAUGAAGAAAUAGAAGAUCCUAAUGAUCAAAGUAGUAAUGAAGAAUAUUUUGAAGAAGAUAAUUAUAAAAAUAAUUGGGAUAUUAGAAAUGAUGCAAAUAAAAUCGAUAAUGAAAUUGAUAAUGAAAAUUGUAUUGAGACAUAG